GGGAGGGCGGCGCGGCGGCGCGCAUCCGUAGCCCGCUCCCGGGCCAUGGCUGGCUGGGCAGGGGUCGAGCUCUCGGCCCUGAACCCCCUGCGGACGCUGUGGCUGGCACUGGCCGCCGCCUUCCUGCUCGCGCUGCUGCUGCAGCUGGCGCCCGCCAGGCUGCUGCCGAGCUGCGCUCUCUUCCAGGACCUCCUCCGCUACGGGAAGACCAAGCAGUCCGGCUCUCAGCGCCCCGCCGUCUGCAGGGCCUUCGACGUCCCCAAGAGGUACUUUUCUCACUUCUACGUCAUCUCAGUUGUGUGGAAUGGCUCCCUGCUCUGGCUGCUUUCUCAAUCUCUGUUCCUGGGAGCACCUUUUCCAAACUGGCUUGGUGCUUUGCUCAGAACUCUUGGGGCCACGCAGUUCCAAGCCCUGGAGACGGAGUCCAAGGCUUCCCGGAUGCCAGUGGCUGAGCUGGCUCUGUCUGCCUUCUUGGUGUUGGUGUUCCUCUGGGUCCACAGCCUUCGGAGACUCUUCGAGUGCUUCUACGUCAGCGUCUUCUCUAAUGCAGCCAUUCACGUCGUGCAGUACUGUUUCGGGCUUGUCUACUAUGUGCUUGUUGGCCUGACUGUACUGAGCCAAGUGCCCAUGGAUGACAAGAAUGUGUAUGUUCUGGGGAAGAAUCUACUGAUCCAAGCCCGGUGGUUCCACAUCCUGGGAAUGAUGAUGUUCUUCUGGUCAUCCGCCCAUCAGUAUAAGUGCCACGUCAUCCUAAGCAACCUCAGGAGAAACAAAAAAGGUGUGGUCAUCCACUGCCAGCACCGGAUCCCCUUUGGAGACUGGUUCGAGUAUGUGUCUUCGGCUAACCACCUAGCAGAGCUGAUGAUCUACAUCUCCAUGGCUGUCACCUUUGGGCUCCACAACAUAACCUGGUGGCUGGUGGUGACGUAUGUCUUCUUCAGCCAAGCCUUGUCCGCAUUCUUCAACCACAAGUUCUACAGAAGCACAUUUGUCUCCUACCCAAAGCAUAGGAAAGCGUUCCUUCCAUUUUUGUUUUAAAGUAGGCUUUAUGGUGAAGAAAGCCAGGUGACAGAUUCCAUUCCUAGAGGCACUGAGACAGAGACCAAAGUACACUUUCUGUGGGAAUGUUUGAUGGCCCCUGUUCUACUUCGGAGCCGAGCAGUGUUCACUGAGUGAGGCGUUGUUCCUGGAGAACACAUUCUGGCAUUCCUGGGCUCACAGGAUCUGCUUUCUGCCAAGCUUUACAGAGCUAACUGAUAACAAGUAAACGGGUUUCUCCAAACUGCUUUAUGGCCACACUAACCAGGAGU
Mus pahari (shrew mouse) is the source of this 1310-nucleotide messenger RNA. It is a transcript of the gene Srd5a3, whose product is annotated as steroid 5 alpha-reductase 3. The transcript has 6 exons. Gene Ontology annotation, biological process: dolichol-linked oligosaccharide biosynthetic process; polyprenol catabolic process. Gene Ontology annotation, molecular function: 3-oxo-5-alpha-steroid 4-dehydrogenase activity. The record is from RefSeq and is a predicted model, not a curated record. Lineage: Eukaryota; Metazoa; Chordata; Mammalia; Rodentia; Muridae. Bases 46 to 1038 code for a protein of 330 amino acids. Gene Ontology annotation, cellular component: endoplasmic reticulum.